Messenger RNA from Microtus ochrogaster (prairie vole), 2135 nucleotides. It is a transcript of the gene Txndc15, whose product is annotated as thioredoxin domain containing 15. The record is from RefSeq and is a predicted model, not a curated record. Gene Ontology annotation, cellular component: cilium. NCBI's taxonomy places the organism in Eukaryota, Metazoa, Chordata, Mammalia, Rodentia, Cricetidae. Gene Ontology annotation, biological process: cilium assembly.
CCCCCAGCCCUGCUGGGGUUGGGGGCGCGCCUCCCGUUGCCGUGCAGCGGUUGUCUUCCACCGCGGUGGCUGUCGCCGCGGUUCCCUGUCGCGCGCCAUGCGUCUCCUCUGCUGGUGGCAACUACUGCUGUGGGUGCUGGGCCUUCCGGCCUGCAGCCUGGAAGUUGCAGAGGAGAGUGGCCAUGCGUGGCGGGAAGAGGAGCCUGGCCCAGCUCUCCAGGUUGGGGCCCUCUAUCUGCAUGAAGAGGAGGCCACGCAGGGCCAUCAGGGCCAGGGGAAGGCGGCAGAGCCUGCUGAUCCCUCGCUGGGGCCGGGUCCUCGUGGAGAUUCCGUGGUGGUGCUGUCGGUGAUUCCGGGUGCGGCCGAAGAUCAACGGAGUGCGGAGGCCCCAGAUGGCACCUGCAGUGCGCUGGGUGAGGACGACCCGCGCUGCAGCCAAGACAGCCUCUUUGCGCUGCACGGUGCUGGCGGCUUCCCGGAGCGAGAAGAGGAGUACUACCCGGAGCCAGGUGUGGCGGAGGCUGAGCCCGUAGCCACCGAAGAUGCCAACAGCACUGACAGCCUCAAGUCUCCCAAGGUGAACUGCGAGGAGAGGAAUGUGACCGGGCUAGAAAAUUUCACCCUGAAGAUUUUAAACAUGUCCCAGGACCUUAUGGAUUUUCUAAACCCAAAUGGUAGUGACUGUACGCUGGUCCUCUUCUAUACCCCGUGGUGCCGGUUUUCCGCUAGCCUGGCCCCUCAUUUUAACUCUCUGCCUCGGGCAUUUCCAACUCUUGCCUUUUUGGCAUUGGAUGCAUCUCAGCACAGCAGCCUUUCCACCAGAUUCGGCACCGUAGCUGUCCCUAACAUUUUGUUAUUUCAAGGAGCUAAACCCAUGGCAAGGUUUAAUCACACAGACCGAACUCUGGAAACGCUGAAAAUCUUCAUCUUCAAUCAGACAGGUAUAGAAGCCAAGAAAAAUGUGGUGGUAACCCAGGCUGACCGACUGGGCCCUCUCCCCAGCACGCUGAUAAAGACCGUGGAUUGGCUGCUUGUGUUUUCCUUAUUCUUUUUAAUUAGCUUUAUUAUGUAUGCUACCAUCCGGACUGAGAGCAUUCGCUGGCUGAUUCCAGGACAAGAGCAGGAGCACGCAGAAUAGAGACACUAAAGGGAAGAGGGGGUGCCUGGCGGGACUGAUGUUACAGUCGCGGGUAUUUUCUCUCCAAGCGCUGACUUGCAGUGGAAGUCGGAUUCAACAGUCAGGUUCUUGUUGAAGUACUGGAGGGCUGGAAGGUUUGCGUGUGGGCGUGCUCUUACUGUGAGAAUUUGCAGAUGCAGAAGCGCUUGCUAGAAUCAACUGUUCUUGAUUUUAAUACUUGAACAUGACGAAUUCCUCUUCCAGCGUCGCUAAGCAGGAAAGUAUGAGAAAAGUACCAGGAGGGGUGUGGGCCUCUCAGUAGCACCUGUGAGAAGUAAAAGGUCACGCGCCCAUUGUUCUGCGAUCUCUGCUUUCUCUGAAGGAAUUCCAAGUGGUUUCACUUGUUUCUAGGAAUGGCAGAUGUUGGAGAAAAAAAUAAACAUUCUAAUUAAAACCUGUUAAUGCUGUGCUGGAGCAUAAAAUUCAGUCCGCUAUAUAACAGCUGUGCAUUAUUUGAGCACUGAGCUGGGUGAUAGUGGGCAUGCCCUUGGUCCCAGCGCUUGGGAGGCAGAGGCAGGUGAAUCUCUUGAUUUUAAGGCUAGCCUGUUUUACUGAGUGAGCUCCAGGAUGGCCAUGGCUACAGAGAGACUGGAUUGAAAAACCAAAGCAAACAAACCUGAACCCUGAGCUGGAUUGAGAUCCAAAAGAAGUAUGAAACACCAUUCCUGUCUGAAGAUGAGUCUGGUCUAGUUGAGGACACAUUUAGAAAAGAGAUGACAUGGGCUGCUGAGAUGGCUUAGCACAUAAAGACACUUGCCACCAAGUGUGAAGACUCUUGUGUGCGUUCAGUCCCUGUGUCUGCAUGGUGGGAGGAGAGAACUGACUUCUAAAAGAUGUCUGCUGACCACGUGCACACAGGCUUAGAAAAGUGCACAUUUUAUAGAGACAACAUAUAAUUUAUACAAGCCUCUUUUUAAAAUUAUUAUUAUCAUUGGUUUUUAGAGACGGUUUCUCUGUG